Molecule: messenger RNA, 1056 nt
Organism: Bipolaris sorokiniana ND90Pr
Lineage: Eukaryota; Fungi; Ascomycota; Dothideomycetes; Pleosporales; Pleosporaceae
Exons: 1
Coding region: 60-992 (310 amino acids)
Source: RefSeq, a predicted model, not a curated record
CAGUUUCAUUCAUUGAAUCAUCCUCAGACAGCCUUGAUACAUUCCGCACCAACAGAAAAAUGAUCUUCAAUCAACAAAAAGUCUUCAAUCCCGAUGAGCAGAUACCUGACCUAUCAGGGAAAGUUAUUCUCGUUACCGGAGGGAACAACGGCCUGGGGAAGGAAACCGUUACUCAGCUUGCAAAACACAGCCCAGCCAGGAUCUACCUCGGAGCUCGAAAUCAAGAAAAAGCACAGGCCGCCAUCGCCGACAUUAAGAAGGAGAUACCAGAGGCAAACAUUGUUUUUCUUGAGAUAGAUCUUGCAUCUUUCUCCUCUAUAGCUAAAGCUGUACGUGUGUUCUUGUCAGAGGGCGACCGUCUCGACAUCCUUGUCAACAAUGCCGGCAUCUUUGCGUGCCCACCGGGUCUUACGGAAGAUGGCUACGAGAUCCAAUUCGGCACCAACUAUAUGGGGCCAGUCCUUCUCACAAGACUGCUUUUGCCUUGUUUGGAGAAAACAGCUUUAGGUCCAGGCAACGACGUGCGCGUUGUCUUUGUGAGUUCGGCGUUGCAUACCCUUUCGCCUAAAGAGGGUCUGAUUCUCUCCGAGGUCAAAACUACACUUGAACGGAUCAACACAAUGACUCGUUAUGGACAAUCAAAGCUCGCCGAAAUGUAUUUCGCUCGAAUCCUGGCAAAAACCAACCCUGCCAUCACAACAAUCGCAGUCCACCCAGGAGUUGUUCGCACAGGUAUUAUGGACGGCCCAAUGUCAAACCCCAUCAUGAAGUGGCUUUUGCGGCUUUUAGGAAACGCAGCGUCUGUCGAUAUACCAACAGGGACAUUGAAUCAAUUGUGGGCAUGCACGGUGUCACGUGAAACAAUUGCAAAUGGUGGGAUGUACUACCCAGUUGGCAAAGAAUUUAAGGGGAGGAGAGAUGUGUUAGAUGAAGAUGUAGCUAAGGAAUUAUGGUCGUGGACAGAGUCUGAACUAAAAGGAAAAGAACUUUGAACCGCAAAUACGUAGAAUCGUUAUCCUAGGGUAGGCAGCUAUAGAUAUCUAAUUUAGUCACCAG